Diuraphis noxia (Russian wheat aphid) is the source of this 564-nucleotide messenger RNA. RefSeq lists its product as uncharacterized. NCBI's taxonomy places the organism in Eukaryota, Metazoa, Arthropoda, Insecta, Hemiptera, Aphididae. The record is from RefSeq and is a predicted model, not a curated record.
UUUGAUUCAGUAAUAUAUAUAUUAGAUUUUCACGUAUACUUUGCAACAGUCAAAAAAUACUCUGAAGACAUUUUCACCAUGUCGUCCCAUUCGAAUGAAAAUCAGGAGAAAAUCGACACCGAGAACAACGGGAACCACAAAAGUUCCAACAAAGAUGGAGGCACCAAGUGGUCAUUAGACAUGUUGGCUACGUGCCCACUGGUAUUGAUUCGUUCCGAUCCGAAAUUGCGCACCAUCUAUGACAAGGGUUUCAUGUCCGGUUUUUACGGGCAGAAUUCAAUGCAAUCUACAGCUGUGUCAUUGCCGAGAGAAUCUGAGGAUGCUUCGCUUACGUCACCGUCGGAAGUGGAGGAUGUGAAGAGCUUGGAUACUGUUCAUCCGAUAAAUACCAGUAUGGUUGACGCGAUGGACACGGCUAUAGAGUCAGCAUUGAACAUGGCGUUAAUAAUAUCUGAAACUUCUUCGAUGUUGGCUCUCGUGAUACAGAACAUUGUAUUGCACAAUGGAAGACCAUAACGUCCGUAGCAUAGACAGCCCUAAAAUGAAAUUAUACUUCUGAUUAUA